Messenger RNA from Xylaria bambusicola, 2396 nucleotides. Its product is annotated as ATP synthase regulation protein NCA2. The transcript is spliced from 2 exons. The record is from RefSeq and is a predicted model, not a curated record. Lineage: Eukaryota; Fungi; Ascomycota; Sordariomycetes; Xylariales; Xylariaceae. Bases 221 to 2230 code for a protein of 669 amino acids. Gene Ontology annotation, cellular component: mitochondrial outer membrane.
UGUGAAAUCUUACUUACCUUGCACAUUAACCGCCCAGAAUAUCCCGUACUCGUACACGCACGCAAUAGCUUGUUGGCGGAGUGGUUGCGGCUCUCUUAGAGGUGGCAUGAUCUAACACAGGGGAUGACCAGCUUUUUCCACGCUCGUUUUUGUACACCGACACAUGAAUAUUGCUUGUAAUUUGCCUUAGCCGAGAGCAUCGACCCAUUUCUGACGAACAAUGUCGAUAUUAGCCGACCAAGUCCGCCGUUUAGAUGCCCACUUAGAUGGCAUCAUUUAUGCAACUAUAACAAGCCCCCAAGCCCAUCCCACAAGUGAGGUUGCUGUACAGCUGAAUAAUGUGCUGCAGACCCCUCGGGUCAAGGAUUUGUUAAAGAUCAUAAAGGCAUUAUCAGCCACGCCAGGGUCACAAGCUGCUCUUCCGCCUUCACAACUGCAGUAUCUCCUUGCACAGUCAAAUCUGUUAGCUGACCGGUCGCCUGAGGAGUUACAACUAAAUCAGUAUGAAUCUGAGCUCGAAUGGCUCCUGGUCAGCAAGGCUGCCGUUCAGACGUAUGGCCUCGUUCUGGACAUGCUUUUAGACCAAAUUGUGCCUCUAAGUGAUCAUAUAUGGUACUGGGAUUAUGUCUUGUCAUCGCCAUUAUCUACUACUCUUCAUAUGGUUCAGAUCUCUCCUGCCAAGUUUUGGAUAUGGGCUUCAGAGGUAUAUGAAGACAGCAAGGCUCGGCUGCAACGAUAUGCUACAGGGAAUGCCAUGAAUACUGAGUCAGAAGCGACACCAUCCAACGCCGCCACAUCUAAUAAGGAACCACAGUGGCGACGAUUUUAUGCUAUUGUUCAAACAACUAUUCUUGAAAAAUCUCUUGCUGAUGUUCAACGACGAUUGAUGUCACCUGUAGCACUGUGUCGCGCAGAAGCCAGGAGGAAGCAAGCAAAACUAAAGAAGCUACGAGAAAUGACAGCUAGUGGACUUGGUGUUCUCAUUGAUGAAGGAUUCGCGUUCACUGGUAUUGGGGCUGACGAUGGAAGGAGUGACAGCGAGCUUUCUCCGCCCAACAGUCAAGAGUGGAAAGGAGUGGUUGAAAGAAGCGUGGCUCUCAUGGACAUGAUGCUUCGUGACGUUCUAGAUCUGGAGCUCAACACGAGUCAGAUGGAAGAUAAGGUGUUUGCCGCUGUGGCUGAAGAUGCAUUGUGUAUUCAAGCCGAGGAAGAUGACUUGAGUCGCCCGGCUGUCGUUGCUAAGCGACUACACGCAUUGCUGGAUGAUCAAUUACCCUGGAACCUGACGACAGCAAGAAGAGUAGUCGAGAAGAACGGACGACCAUCCCGACUGGUCAGAUAUUGGCUGCCCGCGACAGCGCUCUUACUUUCUUCAACCACAAUUCUCCGCAUAUUUGUCAACAAAAGGCAAGAGAUUCUAGAUUGGGUCCGAGACCUAGGUGCCACUGUCCGCGACUUCUGGUUCAAUUGGGUCAUAGAACCUGUGAGAAAGGUGAUAGGAACAAUCCGUCACGAUGCCAACAGUGAGAUUGCCAUCAUGAGCCGGGAUAGCCUCAAAGCCGAUAGGGAAAGCUUGGAGCGUAUGGUAGUGGACUUUACUCUUGACAAGUCCAAUAACGCAUCUGAUGCUUCAGCCAUGUCAGAGGCACAAAUCGCUGACAUUCGGGCGAAGGUACGCGAGGGAGAUGUGACGCCCAUUCUCCGCGCUUACGAAAAAGACCUGAGGAGCCCCUUCAUGGGUACUGUGCGUGGGGACCUCGUCCGCACUCUGCUCAUCCAGGUUCAGAAGACAAAGGUCGACGUCGAGGUUGCGAUGAGCGGCAUUGACUCUCUGCUAAGGAGCCAGGAACUCGUUUUCGGCUUUGUUGGACUCACGCCCGGUAUACUCGUAUCCGUCGGAGCAGCACGAUACCUCUUCAGCGCCUUUGGUGGACGGAGAGGGUACUCCGAGAAGCGGAAAGCAGGGAGAUGUGUACGUGUUCUACGAAACAUCGAUCGCGUCUUUUCCGAAGCGGCGCCCACACAAACCAACGUCCUCCCUUAUAAGGAUCACGGUUACCUCAUCUGCGAAGUCCAUGUCUUACGCCGACUCGCGCACAAACUCCUCCCAGCCGAGAUCGAGAAGGACUUUUUGGAGGAUCUGGAUGACCUCGCCAACCUACGAGGCGUUCAAUACCAGCAGCGAGCCCUAGACCGGAUCCGGUGGGCUUAUUCAAAGUGGCUCCAAUAGUAACCGUUGAUACUCCCAUAGUUCUACAACGCUGCAUACCUAUCUAUAGCAUAGCAUAGCGAUGGUAAAAAUAAACCUUAGGAUAUUGAGUGCAAAUCAUUCUAUAGGGGUAGUUGCUUAUAGGAAGAAAAAAAAAAGCGAUAGUUUCUCUCAGCCAAUUUACAGU